Molecule: messenger RNA, 2288 nt
Organism: Amphibalanus amphitrite
Lineage: Eukaryota; Metazoa; Arthropoda; Thecostraca; Balanomorpha; Balanidae
Gene: RnrS
Product: ribonucleoside-diphosphate reductase subunit M2-like
Exons: 8
Coding region: 402-1559 (385 amino acids)
Biological process (GO): deoxyribonucleotide biosynthetic process
Cellular component (GO): cytosol
Molecular function (GO): ribonucleoside-diphosphate reductase activity, thioredoxin disulfide as acceptor
Source: RefSeq, a predicted model, not a curated record
UUUGCUUUCAGGGGAGGAGGAGGGGGGAUGGGGAACGCCACCGGCUGCGUGGGAAUCACCUCAUCCCCCCUACCGUAGGGUCAUAGUGGGGGAGGGUGCAUUCCACUGAUCCUUGGCUCAGGUAGAAACGCCCAUUUCCUGCACGUCAGCUGAUUUCCAGCCAAUGAACUGCUAGCAAGAUCUCAGAACAGCCAAUGAUAUUUGAGAUUUGGUUGUAAGGCGGGGAUACACUGGCAGUAGAGUCUGGUAGACUCUCACAGCUGUAGCGCGCCCUUUUUGACGUAAUCGGCGCCACUGCGGCCUAACUUUGGCGCCGGAUUUCAUUCUUCUUCCACCGCUUGUUGCGAUCGGGUCGGCUUGUUCAAAUUUACAAAGACAUCUUUACAUACAAAUUUAUUAUAAUGGCUCCCACUAUCAGAGAGAAGCUGGGUGAAUUGAGUCUUUCAUCUGUUGAAGCCAAAGAAAAUCAGGCAUUGAAAGUAGUAAGCAGCCCUACAAAGAAGGCCUUGCAAUCUGGAAAUGCCAAAGUACUCAAGAGUCCAAAGAAGGCUGCGCCCAAGCCGGCCCAGGCAGCCAGCGUGGAAGAUGAACCCCUGCUCCGGGAGAACCCGAAUCGGUUCGUCAUUCUCCCGAUCAAGUACAACGACAUUUGGAAGAUGUACAAGAAGGCCGAGGCUUCGUUCUGGACCGCUGAAGAGGUGGACUUGUCGAAGGACCUGGACGACUGGCAGGGUCUCAAGGACGAGGAGCGCUACUUCAUCUCUCACGUGCUGGCCUUUUUCGCCGCUUCGGACGGUAUUGUGAACGAGAACCUGGUGGAGCGGUUCAGCACCGAGGUGCAGGUGCCCGAGGCGCGCUUCUUCUACGGCUUCCAGAUCGCUAUGGAGAAUGUGCACUCUGAGAUGUACAGCCUGCUGAUCGACACAUACGUCAAGGACCCGCAGGAGAGGCAUCACCUGUUCAACGCCAUCGAGACUCUGCCCUGUGUCAAGAAGAAGGCCGACUGGGCGCUCAACUGGAUCUCGCACAAGACGGCCACCUUCGGCGAGCGCGUCAUCGCCUUCGCCUCGGUGGAGGGCAUCUUCUUCUCUGGCAGCUUCGCGGCCAUCUUCUGGCUGAAGAAGCGCGGCCUGAUGCCGGGUCUGACCUUCAGCAACGAGCUCAUCUCGCGGGACGAGGGCCUGCACUGCGACUUCGCCUGCCUGAUGUUCAAACACCUGGUCAACAAGCCCUCCCAGGAGCGGGUCACCCAGAUCGUGCGCGAGGCGGUCACCAUCGAGCAGGAGUUCCUGACGGACGCGCUGCCCGUGGCAAUGAUCGGCAUGAACUGCACACUGAUGAGGCAGUACAUCGAGUUUGUGGCCGACCGGCUACUCGUCGAGCUCGGAUGUCCAAAGGUGUACGGCUCGGAGAACCCGUUCGACUUCAUGGAGCACAUCUCGCUGGAGGGCAAGACUAACUUCUUCGAGAAGCGAGUAGGCGAGUACCAGAAGGCUGGCGUCAUGGACAGCAUCUCCAGCCCGGCGACGCGCCAGUUCACGCUCGAUGCCGACUUCUAGACUCGGCGAGCCGGUCGCCGCCUCCUUCCAACGCUGCCGUGUUGUGAAUAGAUGGUUUAUACCUGGUCUUGACAAAGGACCCGAUGUUUUAGACUGCCGUGACUGUGGUUGUGUCUGUGUCUGUCUGUGACUGUUUGAAGAGGGACCUAAUGUGUGGCUUGGGUCCAGUCUUCCAGUCGUGUGACUAUGUUCAGCCGAUCUUGUAGGCGACUUCUAGUUCAGCUGUGGCAUUGUGUUGCUGUUUGCAUUGAGAUACCCUUUGCGCCCGUGUACAAAGCGAAAGCUCAUAUUUAGACGAUACCUUCUACAAAAUAACUUGGUUUUAGCUUGGUGCGAUCGGCUGGCUUUUUCGGGCGACCUUUGUGUUUGCUGGUUAUAUUCCGUAGUUAUGAUCUCCAUUUUGGUUCUACUCUUAAGGGUAGAAUUUGUUUGUACUUAUCCAUAUCAGUUUUAUUCAAGCUGGCGUGUUUCUCACAGGCAGUGUUUUUAAGGUUUCCAGUGUGCUCAGCUUCAGCAAGCUUCCGUCCUUGGCUGCAGAUCAGUAGUAUAUAGUUUUAGCGUUGCUUGCGCUUCUCGAACAAAGACUGAAUGUGCGACAUAGUGGGUAUCCUGCCAACUUAAGCAUUGCCGGAUAGCGAUAUCGUCCAUUCUCUUCGAGGCGUUCAUGAUCACAAGCUUUGUACAUAGUUUGCAAAUACUGUCCACAGACGAAUACAUGAUAUGUUUAUU